AUGGAAGAAAAAACAGUCAUUGCAACAGAAGUGAAAAAGAAUGAAGAAGUUGAUAGUGAAGGGAAUCCACUUUCUAAGAAGGCUCUCAAAAAGGAAGCGGCUGAGAAAGCCUCACGUGAGGCCACUGAAAACUAUGGUUCUGAAAACUAUGGAAAAUUGCCCAUGAACCAAUCACGGGAAAGGACCGGUAUUAAGAGAACUCGUAUCGUUGAUAUCAAUGCUACUCGUGAUGGUGAAACUGUGACAUUUCGGGCCCGUAUCCAUACUUCACGCAGUAAUAGUGUGCAACAAGAUGCCACGAUUCAAGGAGUACUCGCUGUGGAUGAAAAAAAUAUAAGCAAAACGUUUGUUAAAUUUGCUGCUAGCGUUCCUGUCGAAUCGAUCGUUCUUGUUGAGGGCACUAUCAGCAAACCAGCCGAGGAAAUCAAAAGCACAUCAAUCUGUGAUGCGGAAUUACGCAUCAAAAAAUUUUACGUAGAGUGUGAAAUUAAUGGACGACUUCCGUUUUCCUUGGAGGAUGCCUCAAGAUCUGAGGAGGAAUUCAAAAAAGAUGAUGUACAGUUCAGUCGGGUAACGCUAGAAACGCGGUUGAAUCACCGCGUUGUUGACCUUAGAACUCAAACAAAUCAUGCAAUUUUUCGAAUUCAGUCCGGAGUUUGUCAAUUGUUUCGUGAAUAUCUUUUGUCGAAAUCUUUUAUUGAGAUACAUACACCUAAAUUAUUAGGUGCUGCCAGUGAAGGCGGUGCUAAUGUGUUUAAGGUUAGAUAUUUCAAAGGUGAUGCAUAUUUGUCACAGUCUCCUCAAUUGCAUAAACAAAUGUGUAUAUGUUCCGAUUUUGAAAGAGUAUUUGAAAUAACCCCCGUUUUUCGUGCCGAGAACGCAAACACUCACCGACAUAUGACAGAAUUUGUUGGACUUGAUUUGGAAAUGGCAAUUGAUGAACACUAUCAUGAAGUGCUUGAUGUAUUGGAUGAACUUUUUGUUUUUAUUUUUAACGGAUUAAAAUCUCGAUUUUCCUCUGAAAUCGAGACUGUGAAAAAACAGUAUCCUUGUGCUGAUUUUGAAUUUCACCCUAAAACGCUAAGAUUGGAAUACAAGGAUGCUGUCAAACUUUUAAGAGAUAACGGUACCGAAAUAGGGGAUUUUGAAGAUCUUAGUACUGAGAAAGAAAAAUUUCUUGGUAAACUAGUUAAAGAGAAAUAUCACACGGAUUUUUAUAUGCUCGAUAAAUUUCCAUUAGAAGUUCGACCAUUUUAUACUAUGCCAGACCCAACCAAUAACAAAUAUUCAAAUUCAUACGACUUUUUCAUGCGUGGGCAAGAAAUUCUUUCUGGAGCGCAACGUAUUCAUGAUCCAGUGUUUUUAGAAGAACGUGCCAAGGUGCACGGUGUUGACUUAUCAACCAUACAACCAUACAUUGACUCCUUCAAAAGAGGAGCUCCACCACAUGCAGGAGGUGGUAUCGGCUUGGAGCGAGUAGUCAUGUUUUUCUUAAACUUGGAUGAUAUACGUAGAAGUUCACUAUUCCCACGUGACCCAAAACGCCUCGAGCCAUAA
Messenger RNA from Funneliformis mosseae, 1557 nucleotides. The record is from the annotation of a GenBank genome assembly. NCBI's taxonomy places the organism in Eukaryota, Fungi, Glomeromycota, Glomeromycetes, Glomerales, Glomeraceae.